AUGAAUCUCCUUCUCUUGUUGUGUACCUAUGCGACACUAUGUCUCGCACUGCCAAUUCAAUUCGUCCUCACUGGUGAUACACCUACCAUUCGCCUGAGCUCGAAUACGCCGAGUGAGACUAUCAAGCCAAGGCCCGUCGUGACAGCCGAAGACCAAGAGCUUUCUCCCAAACCGACUUUCCGCGAGUACGUUGAGCGUCUCCGUUUGGGAAGGCCGUCAUCUGCCAAAGGAUCCAGUCCAGAUGCAAAGUGGCCGACGAAAUCAGAAUUCCAGAACCAGGGAGAUGAGCCAUCUUUCUUUGGAAGAAAAUACGGGAUCUUGCUAAGCAGCCCGAGUCAAUCUACUACGUCUCCGCCCUCCCGGCAAUAUGGCGUCUUCCUGGACAAAGUCAGCAAAUUUGUCGAACUACAUGGUCCCAAAUCUCACUCCAUUGCAUCAAAUCCGUCCGCAAAUCUCCACUCGGAGCCAGACUCUUCACUUGGCCGUCUCUAUGGAACAUUCUUGGGCGGAAUGGACACUUUAAUGCCAUCCGAGAACCACCCCAAGAACGCGCUCGCAAAAUCCAAAUUGCGCAAGAAUGGCUCCUGCGACUCUUCUAAGAGUAUUGCCACCUUCCUCAACCCGUCAGAGCUACUCGACCUCCUUGACACUCAUGGUCCAGAAUGCGUCGCUGUGGCCAUCUUCAUUCUUUUCCCUCUUGCCUAUCUCGUCCUCGAGUUCCUCGAACUGAUCCUCAAACGCUGUACCCACGAGAAGUAUCCAGAGCGCGGCCGUGAUCGCGUCCGGCUCUUUGGUCCAGAGAGACAGCUUCGAGCUUGGAGUAAGAGACAAAGGGAGAUGGUUCUCGAGGAGAAGCAGUGGUGGUCGCCACGGCAGACGCGAUCACGAUAA
Molecule: messenger RNA, 891 nt
Organism: Penicillium manginii
Lineage: Eukaryota; Fungi; Ascomycota; Eurotiomycetes; Eurotiales; Aspergillaceae
Exons: 1
Coding region: 1-891 (296 amino acids)
Source: RefSeq, a predicted model, not a curated record